AUGUUGCAACUUUUAGUUUUUAUCAAUUUUUUAUUUCUGGUUUCAUCCGCACCCAAACAAUCUAUACAUAUUAUUGAAGAUCUCCCAAUUGGCACAUCAAUUUAUACAUUUAUAACAGAUGGUUGUAAAACAGAAAACAGUACUGGUACAUAUCGAUUUGUUGAUAGUCAAAAGAAUUCCAAUGAUUUUUUUCUUAUUGAUCCAUAUACGGGACGUGUUAUAACAAAAAAGUUAAUUGAUCGUGAUGAUUUUUGUCUUCGUCGUAUGUGUUCAUGCUCAAAAUGUGAGAUAACACUUGAAGUGAUUUGUGUACAUAUGGGACAAAUAUAUUUCAAUGAUUUAUCUGUUGUUAUCGAUGAUCGUAAUGAUCAUGCACCAGAAUUUCCAAAAUCUUCAAUAACAAUCGAUGUUUUAGAAAAUGUACCUAUCGGAUAUUUAAUUCCGCUUGAUGUUGCCAUUGAUCGUGAUUAUGGAAUAAAUUCAAUUCAAGGUUAUAAACUUAUUGAAGAAAAUUCAACAAACAAAAGUUCUAUCAAUAAAAUACCGCAAGCAUUUCAAAUAGAAUAUUCACAGAAAAAUGAUUUACUUGCAUUACGUCUGAUGAAAAUACUCGAUAGAGAAUCAUGUGAUUCAUUAAAAUAUAUUAUGCAAGCUUAUGAUGGUGGACAACCACAGGCGCUUAUGAGUAAAUUAAAUAUUCUUAUAAAUAUUCUUGACGUCAAUGAUAUGUCACCAGUAUUUGAUCAAUCCUAUAUACGUGUUCUACUAAGUGAAGCAACCUCGAUUGGUUCACUUGUUGCACGUGUGCAUGCACAUGAUGGCGAUACAGGUCUUAAUGGUCUUGUUUAUUAUACAAUUGUUUCACUAGAUCCGCCAUCCAACGGAACAUUUACGUUAUCAAAAGAGACAGGAGAAAUACGUCUUGCGAAAAAACUCGAUUAUGAAAAAGAAAAAGCUUUCCGCAUGAAAGUGAAAGCACAAGACAAUGGACCACAACAAGGUUCAAUAGCGGCAUUUGCUACUAUUGAUAUUGAUUUAAAAGAUGAAAAUGAUAAUCAUCCAUUAAUAACAACGACAUUUAAUGAUGAUCCAACAUCAGGUGUAGAAAAUCUAUUGAAUAGAAGUAUUAUUCGAAUUCGUGAAAAUACUCCGAAUGGAACUUUUCUAGGUCACAUCUCAAUCAGUGAUUUAGAUCAGGGUGACAAUGGCCGAGUGAGUUGGUCGCUUGAGAGUAAUGGCACUAUAGCUAUCAAAGAAUUAUUGAAUAAUGAAGCAUUUCUUAUGUUUACUCAACGUAUCUAUGAUCGGGAAGAACAAUCACGUUAUGAAAUUAAUCUCGAAGCACAUGAUCAUGGUAUUCCGCCACUUUUAACAACAUUAAAUUUUACUUUAAUUAUUCUCGAUGAAAAUGAUAACGCACCGAAAUUCGAUAAAGAAUUUUAUUCAAUCAAUAUAUCCGAAACAAUUCCUAUUAAUACAAAACUUUUACAUUUUCAUGCUGUUGACAAUGACGAAGAAAAUACACUUAACAGUCAAAUUGAAUAUCUAUUUGCAAACGAAACAAAUCAAACUAUAUUUUUAUUAAAUUCAACUACAGGUGAUUUAUAUUUAAUCGCGAGAUUUGAUCGUGAAGAAACUUCUAUUUAUGAAUUUGAUGUUAUUGCAAUGGAUCAUGGUCAACCACAAUCAUUAUCAUCCAUCGUUCAUUGUACAAUUUAUUUAAUCGAUAUAAAUGAUAAUUUUCCUAUAUUUGAUUUGCCUGAAUAUCAAUUUGAAAUAGCUGAAACAUGGCCUAGUCUUGCACCCAUCGGGCAUGUUUAUGCUACUGAUGCUGAUGAAUACUAUGGUGAAUUGCAAUAUAUGUUAAUUAGUAAUGAGUCAACAAUAUUAGAUCAAUGGCCAUUUGGAUUGACAGUAAAUGGUACAUUAUAUCUUAAGCGAACAUCUGUUGGUAUUGAUUAUGAACAUCGCUCGAAAUAUAAAUUUUCUAUUAUGGCAAUUGACAAUGGUGGUCUUAAUACAACUGUACCUGUAACAAUAAAUAUUCUUAAUCGAAAUGAUUUUUGUCCUGAAUUAAUCAAUAAUUCAACAGCAUUAUUUUUUAAUAAAGACCUUUGGUUAUAUAAUGCAAGUCAAAAUUUGAAUGAAUUCUAUUUGGAUAUUUAUGAUGGUGAUAAUGAUACAUGUUUAAUUGAAUUACUUAAUUUCAAUGAUAUAUUUCGGAUUGAAUCAAAAGAACGCAAUCGAUUUUUAUUAUCUGCAUUUAUAUUACCUGAACAUGAAUUUUAUAUAUUACAAUUUCGUCUUCAUGAUUUAGUUAGUAUUGAUGAUCAACCGUGUAUUCAAACUAUACAAUUAGCAUUAGCUAUUGGUACAAAUGAAACCAAUCAAACUGUAACAUUGGAUACAGCACGAGAAUAUUUAGAAGCUCUACGUUUAACAUCAAAGCGUUCACAUUCAUAUUUUGAUUUAACAUUACUCAAUGUUAUACUUCUAUUUGUUUUGCUUUCUAUUGCAAUUGUUAUUGCAUUAGUUGGCAUGAAAUUAGUGUUUCUUCCUCCAUCAUCAUCAUCAUCAUCAUUAUCGUCAACAUCAUCAUUAUCGUUACGUCAUCAACGAAUGCGUCAACAAAGGAAAUUAAGAAGUAAUAGGAAUGGUAAUGCAACGGGUGGAACACUCUAUUGUCUUCAAGGUCCAACAGAAACACAAUUACCAUUAUUAGAAAAUGGGCCAGGUGAACAUUCAUUAACAUCAUCGUUGAUUGAUGGAAAUAUGAAAAUGGACCAAGAUGAAAAUAUCAAUCAUUCAAUUGAUAAUGAUGUACAUGCCGAUGAACAAAAGCAGCAUCUUCUAAGUCAAUUUAAUCAAUUUUCGUCUUCAACAGUAAAAAAUCCAAAUGAAUUUAGAACAUUUGCAUUAAAAUCAACGAAUAAUCCAUAUGAUAUUAUUGGAUAUAUUCAUUCGAAUGAACAGCAUUGCUCUUCCUCCUCUUCUUCUUCUUCAUCCUACAAUCGUGUUCGAGACAGUGGCUAUGAAACAAUAUCAAGUAUUGAACAACAACAACAACAACAACAGCACCAACAUUGUGCUUCGCCAUCAAGUCCAUCGAACGUUAGUCUCUCUCCUGAUGGUCAAACAAUAACUGUAACUUAUUUUUCUUCUCCACUUCCAUGCCAUUCGGAUUCAUUAUCUUCAUCAUUAUCAUGUUCGAACACUAUCCCACGGACCUUGAAAACAUUUUGCCAAAUGCCUGUAACAAUUGCUUCAGGCAAUGAAUCAUCAACAAUGAUGAAUGCUUGUCUUGCUGAACAGGAAAUAAUUGAACUCUGA
Messenger RNA from Rotaria socialis, 3330 nucleotides. The record is from the annotation of a GenBank genome assembly. NCBI's taxonomy places the organism in Eukaryota, Metazoa, Rotifera, Eurotatoria, Philodinida, Philodinidae.